Molecule: messenger RNA, 4958 nt
Organism: Rhopalosiphum padi (bird cherry-oat aphid)
Lineage: Eukaryota; Metazoa; Arthropoda; Insecta; Hemiptera; Aphididae
Product: protein lines-like
Exons: 2
Coding region: 488-2299 (603 amino acids)
Source: RefSeq, a predicted model, not a curated record
CGGGCCGCGCGGCAGUCACGAACAACGUCGGCAACCGUCGACGUCGCACAGUCGCACGUCGCUGCCGCCGCCGUCGCCGCCGCUUCACGCUCGUACAUUACGUACGCGAACGGGUUGAAAUCAAAUUCUUCCUGUAUCACGUCUUAUCGCAGCGUCCGACCCGCGUGAUAAAUACCAGAGCGAUAACGCGCGUGCGCGCGCCCCCGACCGCCGCCCCGUCAGACGGUCGCGAUGUAUCGCGGCUGAGGGGCCCUGUCCGGACGAUUGCCGUGCAUGCGACGUCCGUGUGUACGACGACGGGCCCGCCGUGAGCUGCCACGGCCGCGUGUGCUGUUCGCCGGACCGCAGACGCCGCCUCCGCCUCCGCCGCCGCCGCCGAAGAGGACGACGACGACGACGGGCGGAAAGCGCGACGAUCACAAUGCCGCCUCCCCCACGGACGAUUUCGUGACGACGGCUUUUGGAUUUUCGAGCUGUUUUUGGGAGUAUGGAAGAACAAGAAACUAUGAACAAAACAUUGCCACUUGCUAAGAAGCAGAAACUUAAUGACAGUGAAUAUCGUUUGGUAGAUUUAAACGUUGAUACAAUUAGUUUAAACUUGACAAAGCAUUGUCUGUGUCAAUUACCCGAAACAUGCAUGCUAAAAGAAGUUUUUAGGGUCUCGAAUGUUAGUAGUUGGAGUAAAGAACGGCUUUUAAAUUUUUUAAGUUCAGCUCGAUUAACUUGUGACAUUGCUCUCAAACAACAAUCAGAAGGCACUAUAUGUACUAGUGUUGAGCGGUUAAGCAAUUACUUGAUUUCUAAUAAAACAGGUAUAGUAAACGAAGUUGUAUCUUUACUUACACGAACAGAUCCUUACAUAUCAUAUGCAGCAAGUAAUGCUUUAGCAGAAAUAUUUGUGUGUUCGCAAAAUAAAAUAGACAAUGUAUGGGUGGAGGAGUUGACAGAUUUAUUUCUUCGUCGAUCUCCGGAAACUUUAUGUCCUGUUAUAGCAGUUUUUAAACGUGUAUUAUGUUGGAGAGAUUCACUAAUGAAUGAUAAUGAAAAAAAUAUCAAGAUGCCUGAAAAUUGUGUUAGCAGAAAAGUUAUUUUUGAAGAUGAUGAAAUUGAGAUGGACGAUGAAUUCGGAAUAAGCCUAGUUAAAACUAAAGUUAUUGAAGUUUUACAAACUCAAUGGCAAAUGAUAGUAUUGAAAUUUAUUAGGUAUAUGUCAUCUUUUGACCACUGUACAGAUCUUAAUAAUGAGCAAUUCGAUCAUAAAAUGGGUCAUAUUGCUAUUAUAGAAUUUAUCAAGUUAUGGACAUCCAUGGUUUCUAUUAAAACUAAUCUGAAUGUUAUGAACAUUAAAUACUUUUAUGCAGAUUUAGGACAAAUGCUUAUUCUUUUGAGGCGGCCAAAAGUCCAACCAGUAGUUUGGAAGAAUAUUAUUAAUCUUUUCAAUGAAAGUUUGUGUUACACUACUACAUUGGCUGUACAAGGUACCAUGCAAGAAGAACCUUGUAUGUUAGCUAGAGAAUUGGUCAAGGUUGUCAAAACUAAAAAUAUGUUGAAUAACAUGCCGUUUAGAAAAGGUCCUGGAGAAUUUGGAGGAGGAGAAGAAGAUGAAGGAGAUAAAAAAUUAUUACAAGACACAGUCUUAUUAAUUUUAAAAGCAGUGGCUACAAUCAUCAAGGAAACAAAAAAUGAAUCAUCAUCCAGUGAUUCUUCGUCUGAUGAAUCGGAAGAUUCUGAAGAAAUAGAUGCUGAGAUGGCAAUAAUUGAAAGUAGUGUCAAUGAAGUUUUACGGAAGCUUGACACAUGUGUUAAGAAGUGUAUGUCUUAUCUACCCGAAACUCCAAUUGCACAGUGGAUUGUACAGUUAUUUUCUGAUCGCAACGAUGUACUUAUUGAGAGUAUGGUUUGUACCCUUGAUAUUUCACUGGUAUUAUGUUAUCGUCGUAACUCUUUACCGAUGUUACGUCAAGUGCUAAAUCCCACUGCUAGUUUAGUUGAAUUCCUACAAACAUCAUCUUAUAAUAAUGAUUUAAAUGAAUUGUUAUUAGAUUUAUUGUUGGGUAGUGACACUAGUUUUCUGUUGUAUAUUAUGCGAAUGUUGAAAUUCAUUUGCAAUAGGUGGUCAGAGUUUUGUCUUUGUUGUGAUACAAAACUGCAAAGCACAAUGGCUACAUUGAUGGGCUUACAGACAAGUCUUGAUCAACUCAUUAAAAAUAAUUUAACUCCUUACAAUCUUAAUCCAGUAUUAAGGUUGUUAGUUAAAUGUAAUGAUUUGUAUUCGGGUAUAGCUGUAAUAAACAUUUAAAUGACCCUUAUUACUAUGUUUUUUAUUUUAUAAAUAUAUUUUUGAUAUUUAAGUAACCAUUUUUUAUUCAAUAAAAGUUUUAUUUUCCUAAUUUAAAGUUUUAUGUACCAAAUUCUAAAUUAGAUUAAGGAACUAUAGGUUAAGUCUAUAAAAAUACAAUGUCUAUAAGCUGUUUGUUUCCAAUUUUAUAUUUAACACUUUGACUGCGACAUAUCGCACCUGUUCUAUUCGGCGGGUGUCGACACAUCGUCGACAACCCGUAUUACUUUCUGAACUCUCCCAAUAAUACCAGCAUACGACAAGCUAUUUGUUCUUAUGCCACUGCACAGAAAUUGUUUAAUUCACGGUAGUUUGAGAUACCGGGUAUUUUUAUAUUUUUAUUAUACUUACUACUAUUAUUACAAAAAAUAUUCAGUAUAAGCGAAUCGCUCAGGUUAAACCAUACCGCAGUCAAAAUUUUAAUACUCUAUUGUCAGGUUGUAUGAAAAAUUGAUUAAUUAAUAGUCGAAUUAAAUUUAACGGACAAUUUCAGGCCAUUUAAUUAUUUUUAAAGGACUUACUAUUGAUUCAUUAAAUGUGACCCAGAACAUAUGCAUUAGAUUUAGACAAGAGUAUUUUAAUAUUAAAUUGUAAAUGUAAUUAAUUAUUGUUACUAAAUGUUUUAUAUAGUUUAAUGUAAGUAGAUAAUUUUUUUCAAUUAUUGAUUGUUUCAUUUUAUAUUUUAUAGAAUAUAAUAUAUUGCUAAAUAUAUUUGUAAACUGUUGUGAAUUAAAAUAAUUAAUAUUUAGGUAUGUUAGGUCUUCUGUUUUAAUGUGGUAUUUAAAUUAUUUAUUUUUAUAGUAAAAAGUAAUAUGUUAACAUAAAGACUGAUACAUAGGAACUAUAUAAUUUAAUUAGCUUGUAUUUAUGAAUAAGAAUUUUAGCCCAAGUUGCCAUCUAAGAGAACUUUAUUGCAUAGUCUAUUUAUUAUAUAUAUUUUUCUAGUUAAAUCCACUAAUUCCAUACUUAAAAAAUUGUAGUCUUUCCUUGUUUUAUUCUUUGUUUUUAUAAUUUUACUAGGUACUUAUCCAAUCUAAUUUUACUUCCUAUGGUUAGGAUACAUUUAAAUUUAGGUUAUUAUAUUGAAUUGUACUUAUUAAUGAUGUGUAAAACGAUUUGGUUUUAAAGUUUUAUUAAUUAACUUUAAAGAAUUAUCUGUUUAUUAAACUUCUUUUUAAAUCUGUUUUAAACUAUUAUUCUAUUUUUUUCUUUUUCUUUUCUUUUUUUCUUUGUAUUCUUUAUAGUAAUUACAAAUCAAUAUUUAUACAUAUAUAUAUAUUUAUAUAAAAGUAUUAUGUAUGUAUGUAUAAUGUUUUAGUAUUUAAAGUUUGUAAAUUAUACCAAUAUGUGAUAGUCGAUGUGUCCACCAUUUAUGAUGACCCAAAGACAACAAACCAAAUGAAAUUAUUAGUUGUUACUGAAAUUUUAUAUCAAGACAUAUUACACUAAAAACUUAUUUAUAUUAAUAACAAAUAGAAUAAUAUAGAUUAUAGUAUUAAUAAUAUAAAAAUAUAAAACAAAACAAUACUGUAUUUUUAUAGGUAUGUAACUCGUAUAACUUAUUUUAAUAUUUAGGAUCUAAUUUGUUUUUAAUUGGCACUAUUAAUAAAUUUCCAUGUUGUGAGCCCUUAGUUACUUAUUAUCGUUACCAUGCAUCAAUUUAUAUCUAAGAGAAAUACAUUUUUGUUUUCAAUAUGAACCACAUGUAGUUAAGUUCUAAUCAUUUAAAACUUAAGUUUUAAAUUUUACUUGCCCAUAUUAUUAAAACAAUAAAAUUAAUAUAAUAUUAGGUAGGUAAGUGAUAUUAUAUACAGCAGAGGUAUUCAAACUUAUUCACCCCAUUGUCUAUUGUCUUCAUAACAUUUUGAUGGUUCUUGAAUUAUUAAGAACAUAAAAAAAUAAUAUUCUAACGUUUGAUAUUUAAUUAUUUAUAAUUGUAUGUAUUAUAAAUAAUUCAAUUAUAUUAGAUUACAAAUUAAAUAAUAAUUAUGUAGAAAAAAUCAAUGUUUUUACCCUUCAAGCUGAGUGUUACUACUUAAACAAAUAAUCUCAUGUUAAAUUUUUUCCUACUUUCUUCACAUAUGCUACAAUUAAAAAAAAUACACUCAACCAGUCGUUUCAUGCACAGUUUGGGUAUCUCUGAACUACAAUAUUACUAUUUUUUAGGAUCCAGUAACCUUGUUCAAUAGAUAAUAAUUGGUUUGUGAUUUUUAAUAUAAAUUGCCAUUUAAUAGGUAGAAUAAAUUAAUAUUCACAUAUUGGUAUAAUGCUGAGGUUUUUAGUCUGAGAUUACUGCAUAUUAUAUAUGCAAUUUCUCAUACAAAAUAUUCCUAAUUAAAAAAAAAAAAAAUGUAUUUCUAUUAGUUUAUUUAUUUGUUAAUUUAUUUAUGUAUUAUUUUGUAAAUCUAUUCAUUACUAUAUGUUAAAAAACAAUUUUUAUUGAAUAUGACCUUUACUUAAAUAAAUAAUUUUAGAUGUCUAUAAAAAUGUAAAAUUGAAAUGUAUUAUGUAAUAUUAAUCUCGUAUAAAAACAUACUUUGUAUAAUCAAAUAAGGUAAUUAAUAGUGAAUUAUGUUGUAAUUUGAAUCAAAAUGUGAAAUAAACAUUUUUUUUUUAUAAA